Microplitis mediator is the source of this 1506-nucleotide messenger RNA. RefSeq names its product lipase 3-like. Lineage: Eukaryota; Metazoa; Arthropoda; Insecta; Hymenoptera; Braconidae. The coding region runs from base 164 to 1384 and encodes 406 amino acids. The record is from RefSeq and is a predicted model, not a curated record. Gene Ontology annotation, molecular function: hydrolase activity, acting on ester bonds. The transcript is spliced from 7 exons.
AGAAGGAACAGACUUACUGUCUAUUGCACAACCUAAAUCACACUAUCCAUUUCACAUCUCCAACUAUCUUCUUACCAAGUGAAAUCAUUUCAUGGGUUACUUUUAAGUGCAUUAAUACUAUUUAUCUAUUCUACAUACUCUUAUUAUUAUUAUUCUAUACACUAUGAAAAUAAUAACUCUAUUGUUAAUAACACAAUCAAUUAAAUUAGCGUCGAGUUUAAAAUUAUUGCCGCAUGAAAAACUUAUUAAAGUACAGACUCCCCAAGAAGCUAAUGGUACCAGGUUUAUACUAGACUUUAUUGGAAUUGCGAGACAGUUUGGAUAUAAAGCGGAGCAGCAUAAUGUGACGACAAGUGAUGGAUAUAUUUUACAAAUAUUCAGAAUUCCUAAUGGUAAAGAGUCGGUUGGAGUUGAUAAUAAACCGGCGAUUUUAAUCGAACAUGGAUUGAUGGCUUCUGCGGAUAUUUGGGCGACGAUGAAGAGAUCGCUUGCUUAUUUUUUAGCUGACGCGGGCUAUGAUGUUUGGAUAGGGAAUGUAAGAGGCAAUACCUAUGGUCGUGCUCAUCAAACUUUAUCACCUGAUAAUCCUUUAUUUUGGAAUUUCACUUUUCAUGAAUAUGGUGUAAUAGAUUAUGCAGAAACAAUUGAUUAUGUGCUUGGAACAAUUAACCAAACAUCGUUAACGUACAUCGGUCAUUCAAUGGGAGGAACUGCUGUUUUUAUUUUACUAUCUGAAAAACCCGAGUACAAUGAAAAAUUAAAAGUGAUAAUCGCUUUAUCACCAUCCGCAUACUGGAAAGCGAAAAUUCCUACAAGACAAUUUUCCCUGAGUUCACUUUAUCACUUUGGAAAACUGAUUGACCCCACGGGGUUGUCUGAAUUUAUGCCACAGAGUGCGGUGUUUGGAGACUUAUUCAAGGAUUUGUGUCAAAAAAAUAAUAUUAUGGAUCUUUGUGUAGCUGCGGUGGAACUUGCAAGUGGUUAUGAUUAUGAACAGAUUGAUAAUGAUGAAAUGAUAUAUUUAUCUUAUUAUUAUCCCGCUGGAACAUCAACAAAAACUGUAUAUCACUACUGUCAAUGUGUAAUAAGUGGUGAUUUUCGUCAAUUUGAUUAUGAAGAAAAUAAUAUCUAUUUCUAUGGACAAGUAAAGCCGCCUGCUUAUAACGUGAGCAAUAUAGUAGCGCCGAUGGUAAUUAUUUACGGUGAAAAUGAUCCACUGAGUACUUUAACCGACAAUAAAGAAUUGGCAAGACGUGUGAUGCAUAAUGUAACUAUUGUAAAAGUUGACUAUCCAAAAUUUAGUCAUUUGGAUUUUGUGAAAGCUAAAGAUGUCAAAAAAUUACUCUACCCUAAACUGAUGGACGCUGUGUCAAAGUAUAACUAAAAAUGUAUAUAUUAAUUAGUAGGAAAUAAAAUCUGUAAAUAACUCGAUAACUUGUAAUGUACAUUAGCUGUAUUUUUAAUUAAAUCAAGCUACAGUAAUAAUAAAUUUAAUUUUAAAAGAUA